Molecule: messenger RNA, 5086 nt
Organism: Schistocerca serialis cubense
Lineage: Eukaryota; Metazoa; Arthropoda; Insecta; Orthoptera; Acrididae
Exons: 5
Coding region: 190-3444 (1084 amino acids)
Source: RefSeq, a predicted model, not a curated record
GCUCUUUAAACUCUGCAGAGAGCAUCUUGUCCGACGGUGUCACAACGUUUGAGGCAGUGUAAUAAGUAUUGUUAUUUUAAGUGAAGUGAUGGGAUCUACAGAAAUAAGGCUGCUUGGACUAGAGCUCCAGAACAUCUUCACACAAAGAUGUGAUGGUUGCUGAAUGCUUUUGCAUAACAUUAUUGAGAAAUGUUGUUGUCUAACGAAAAACCAGAGUUCUCAAACUCUGGUGAAACCAGCUCAUCAGUGGAUGAACAGUUACUAGAGAAUGUCAAGCCUAACCUCAUAAGUCUAACUUCAUCUGGUUCCUAUUCAAGUAAUCUUUUUUCUGAUAUGGGAAAUCACAAUGCUGAUCAUUCUCCAACAGAUCUACAAAAUAUGGUGGAAUUACAAAGUCUGGACAGCCAUGGAAUUUCUCUUAAGGAUGUAGAAACUUCCUUAGAUUCGUUUACUGUUAUAUUGGAGGAACCAAUAAAAUCUUCACAGAAUAGUUUAAAUGGCAAUGCAACCAAUUCAAACAUUUUGCAAAGUGGAGAGGCCUCGCACAUUUGUGCAUCUCCAAGUAGACAAAGGAAACACUCUGUCAAUACUCCAGAUCUUCUAGAAAACUGUUCACAAAUAUCAGCUGAACAAAGAAAUGGUGGAAAAACUCAUGCUGAAACAUUUAGAUAUCUGAAACGAAACUGGUCAUCAGUUCAAGAUUUAUCAACUCUGCCUUUUUAUUCCCAAAAAAAUGAACCUGAAUUCACAUAUUUAAUACAUAACCCAUGCCAGUCAUCUACAACAAUUUCAUCAGUUCAGAAGUCUAAAGAUUCAGGCUUGCCACGCUCGCUGAGUUGUCUUAGUCUGGGGAGUGGUGUCAAACCAUAUGAUCAUGUUCAGAGCAAAGUAAGAGAGUACAUUAGUCAGAUAAAGAAAACUGAAUCAGAAAGAAAGAAAAAUAUAGAAAUCUCUUGCAGCAAGAGAGAAGAUGGGAAAUCUUUCCAUAGUUCUAUUCAGCAGGAACCUGAAGAGGAUUUACGGCAUAUCAUUUGCAAAUUACAAGAAGAACUAAAUGAUAAAAAUAACAUAAUAUCACAAAUACAAGAAAACUAUGAUGCAUUGCUAAUGAAGUAUGCAGAUGCAGAAAAUAGAAUUGACAGGUUAAGAUUUAAGGUAAUUGAUUCAUCUGUUGAAGAAAUAAGAUCCCAUAGAACACAAGAUGAUUUCAGUAUAUGGAACAAUGAACAUAGCAAAAGCUCUUUAGUAAAUCAGUCAUAUUCUGAAAGAGCUGGUUUUCAUGAUCGUAAUUUACAUUUGAGGCGAAAUCUCUUCCAACGUUCAUUUCUUUCAGGCAGUAGUAGUCUGCCUUCUGCUGCCAACAUGAGACCAAAUGGCCAAGAGAACUUUCUCAGAAACCUUAGUAAUGAUGCCAAUUUCACACCUGAACUUAAGACGUCAUCAGAUUUCCUUGCAGUAAAUAGAAGACUGCAGGAGGACAUAGCUUUGCCAUUUUUGGCCAUUAGUACUCCCAAUCAUAGUUUCAGCAAGCCAGAAUCCUCAGCAGAAUUCCAACAAUUGAGUUUGAGAGAAAGUGUUACAGAACUUGAAAACAUGGAGGACAAAGCGUCAGUAAACUGUACAGAAGACUGUGUCAUGAGAAGAGAAGAAGAAAAUCUUUCUUCUGAAGAUAUUUUGCUGAACUCUCACAUCCCACAUAACUUGUCUUUGGGAGAGACUAAGAAUAUAGUCAGGAGUGGUGACCAAGAGACAAUUGCAAACAUCUGCAGUGUUGUUUCUGACCGAUUGAGGGAAACGAAGUCAUUUUUCUCGAAAGAUUUUUCUGAUAGUGAGGAACACAAAGCAAGUUCCUCAGAGAACUCAAUUUUAAAGGUAAAGCAGUGGCAGGAAUCCUUACCACCACCAGAACAAAUAGAGCCUAGUUGUUAUGACACAUUGCCAAAUAACUGCUGUAACAGUAUCAAAGAAACUUCUAAAAAUGAUUCUACAAGAAAAGCAAAAAGAGGAAACUCAAAGACAAAAAAACAUUAUGAUACUGAAUUUACUUGUCUGGAAGAAAUGAAACUUCCUAAACCUGUUCCUCAUCAGAUUCCAUUUGCCUUUGCAGAACACAGAAAGGAUUCUCCAAACGGUAAAAACUUGCUUACCAACAGAUCAUUCUCAAAAAAUUUAAUCACCAACAUUGGUUUAAGUUACAAACAAUUCUUUCGAAGUGAACCAGACCUACGACUGAUUAUGAACAAGUCCAGUGUCGACAAGGAAGCAAAAAGUCACUUUGGAAACAUUAUGAAAAUUAGUUCUCAUAGAAUGGCUACAAACACUACAACCAAGAAAACUGGAACAAAGACACUGCCUGGCACUUAUUGUGAAAUUAAGCCUCUUCGGGUUGAACCUUGUUAUUGUUGGGAUAAAAGUGCAUUGGAUGUAGAGAAUGAGUCCCAUUUGAAACACUGUGACAGUUCCAUAAUGUUGCAAGAGAAUAACAUUUCAGAACAUACUGUACCUCACCUAAAACUUGGAGAUUUCAGGGAUAUAAAGAUGAGUAACUUGAAACAGAAAAUGGAUGUAAAUGAUAUCCAUAAUAGCGACAUACCAUCUUUCGUGUACUCACCCAGUACUAGUAUGUCGUCUACUGCAGUUUAUUCUGGCUGUAAACAUAAGGAUGUAGGGAAAGAUGUGAAAACUUUUGAUGAUUCUUCAACGUCAUACAAAAAUAUACAACGUAGAUGUACCUCAGUUAACAAAAGACCACAUGGUACUGUGGGCUGUUCGAAAACAGACAGUAACCAGUACAAAUCUGCUCAGAAUGGAUCUUGCCCAUGUGUGUGUCAAAUGGAUAAUUUGUGCCAUAAUUGUAAAAAUAUUGAACAACACAAGAAAUAUGUGUUGAGUACACCAUAUUGUGCAGCUAAUAGUUUUUGGUGUAACUGUUGCAGCCAUGUUGUCCCAAAGCACAGCUGUGGGGUUAAUACUGAGACUACUUUACAUACCAGGAUGCCAGAACACACAUCACACAAGUAUUCAUUAGUUCAUUCUUUCUGUAGCUGUGGUGUCAACACAGAUAAGAGAGAUCUUACAGACUCUUCAACAUUUCAUGUUGAAUUUGUUUCCAGUGCGAAUGACACUUCUCAGAAGAAGAAACAUGAUUCGGGUGAUCAUAAUGGGGUUGUAGAUAACAUCUGCAAUAAUUUUAGCAAUAAAAUGCUAUUUGUGCAGCAUUCUCCAUCUGCGACAAAAAUGAGCAGUGAGCAGAGUCCUUCAGCUGUUGCAGCCAUUACAGAUCAGGAUGCCCGUGAUUUGGCGCAGUGUUUGGAAGAAGUAAAUAACAUAGCUAGUCUUCUCAAGGCUCAGUCAGAAUCAAUUAUUGAAGUUGUUACAGCAAAUUUGGCAGACCACGUAGGAAGUGGAGAGACUAGAGUUUUUGAUGUAUCUGGUAUACCUUAAGCUUUUUACUAUUGAUUUUACAAAUAUUUAUUGUAUAUCAGUAUUACUAUAAAAUGAUAUUGUAGAUUAUUGUCUUGCUUAUCUUAGAUUUUUCACCAUCUGGAAUUGGUUGUUAAUCCUAAUCUGAAAUUUAAUUAUGUAGAAAAGAUAGAAAAAAAACUUGUGCUGUUUUGAAUUUGGGUGAGUGGAGGCAUGAACGUAAUGCUUACUGGUGUUAAACUGUUGUUUGGGCACUACUGGCCACAAAAAAAUCAAAGAAAUUACUAUUAUAAUAAAGUCUCACUUAACUAUGUGAUAUACCAAAGAAGUUAAAGUAUUACAAAAAUCAUUGUAUUUAUCCAGGUGUGGUAACUACAGUUUCACACACGGGUUAUUUAUGUUUAUAACAUUGAGGUAUGUGAAUAAACAGUGCCAACAUGACAUUUGAUAAAGCAUAGUGUAAGAAAAAGGGACAAAGGAACUUUCUUUAGGCUUUCAUGGAUUUAGGUUGACCUUUUGUUUUACAUUUUAUGGAGAAGUGAGAGAUUUCAGAUUAAGGUAGUCUUCUGUUAAGGGCGUGUAAAAGAAUAACUUUUCUUUUUUGAAUCUGAAAUGGACCUGCAUGGUUUAUGUAGGUUCCAAGUGAUGUAAGAAUUCAGUGAUCAGAUUUAAAGACAUGAAAAAAGUUGUACCAACAUUUUAAAAAAGUGACUAUUUUAUUUCAAUUUUUUGUCAUUUCCUCCAUUACACUGUUAGACUUGCCUUCAACACCUUGGCACUUUGUGAUGGGCCACUAUUUAGUUUCAAACAGUUACAAAAACGUUUUAGAGGUGGCAAAGUGAAGUGUGUUUUAUAUUGCAAUUCGACACAUUUAGCGUUUGCCAUUCGUACAGUAAAUAUUCCUUGUGCAGUACUGCUGUAAUGGUUCGUAGUGUUUUUCCCCCUAUACGAAUGCGCAAAGUAAAACUUCUAAUAUUUCUGGUGCCAUAUUUUUUAGGCAUUAAAAAUUAACAUAAUUUGCAUGUAUCCCAGCAAAGAUGUGAAAAUAAUUAGAACAAAAACUGAGGACACAGUUUCUCAGCAUAUAUUGGAUCUCUAUCCAUCAUAUCAGAUUCAUACUUCUGCUCUUCCAGCACAAAUUAUCUCACUGUUUUGUAACUGCUGAAAACACAGCAGUCACGAACUAAAGUGGGUCACCACUCUACUAAUUUUAAUUUGUGGAAAUUGAUGUAUCAUGUCCGAAUAGCUUGUGGAUGGUGAAUGAGCACCAUUGUAUAUAAAGGCAUCAACCGUCGUUCAACAUAAGUUCACCUUGUUGCAGAACCUAUAAACAAGCCUCACUCACAACUCAUUUUCACGUUGUGAUUAGGUACAACUAUUAGUCUUUUACAGGUGCCAAGUAAGCAGUAUGUGGUAUGCAUUUACCAUUAAUAUUGUUUAAAAAUAUGAUACUUAAAGUUCCUUGUGGCCUUCAGGGGGAUAACAGCACAGUUUAAACAUGACAAAGUUCCUCGCCCUCACAAGUAAGCUUUUAAGCUUGCACUCUGCUCACCAGAGGUUAAAUUUUUUUUCCCUCACCCACUAUAUGUGUACAAUUAAGACUGAUAAAUCAGAACAGUAUUAUGAUUGUGAUAUGUUUUUAAAAUACUAUUUAUUCAAAAGA